AUGUAAAGCAGGGUAAAAAAAAGAGAUGAUUCAAAUAAAGAGAUUAUGAAUGUACUAAUUGCGGAAGACGAUUUGUUCUAAAGUACAUGAAUUUUUAAACUGUUAUAGGAGUUGCAAUAGUGGAUUUAUUAUAAUUAUGUGGAUUUUAAGUUAUUGCUUGCAAAAAUGGGUUAGAAGCCAGAGAUGAACUUUUAAAAGGUGAAAAUGAAUUCGAUCUAAUUCUACUCGAUUUAUUGAUGCCAGAAAUGGGAGGACUUGACUUAUUAAAAAUCAUCAAAAGGUAUUUAAAAAUGAAUACAUAGCAUUGAUAAAUUAAAGGAAACUCCAGUGAUAAUGAUGAGUGGAGAUGGGGAAACUGAUAUUGUGGCUGCAUGCUUAGGAGCUGGAGCAUUGAACUAUUUAGUUAAGCCAGUAAACUUUAAGUAAUUUUAAAGUCUGCAAGAAUUAGUAAAAAAGAAACCUAAAAACAGAAAUGUAAUUUAUUAUUACACCUAGAACAAUUCGAAUGAAAAAGGUUUUUAUGAAGUAGUUAGAGAUUUGGGAAGAGGAGCUUUCGGCUGUGUCUAAUUAGUAAGAAAAAGUACUGAUUAAGAAUUAUAUGCUAUGAAAGUAAAAUUUCAAUGAAUUUAGGUUAUUCCAACUUCUUUUAUGAAUGAAUAAGAAAAGAAAAAUGCUGAAAAUGAAGUGAGUCUGUUAAGAGUUCUAACUGCUCCAACAAUCAUUAAAUAUUAUGAAAGCUUUGCUGAAAAUGAUUCAUUAAAUAUCAUUAUGGAAUAUGCUGAAGGAGGAUCAUUAAAUGAAAAAAUAUCAGAGCAUAUUAGAGUUGGUUAAAAAAUUCCCAAAGAUUAAAUAUUAGCUUGGAUGGCAUAAUUAGUGAUAGCCAUUCAUUUUAUGCAUUCUAAGAAUAUUCUUCAUAGAGAUAUUAAAACCCAGAAUAUGUUUUUGAAUAAAGGUUUAAAUUAACUUAUAUCUUCUUAGAAUAAGUUAUUAAAUUAGGAGACUUUGGUAUUUCAAAAGCAUUAGGAACUCAUGGAAAUUUUGCAUAAACCUUUCUAGGAACUCCUUAUUUUAUGCCUCCAGAGGUCAUUAGGGGUGAACCAUAUGGAAAAAAAGCAGAUAUUUGGGCCUUAGGUUGCGCUUUAUACGAAUUGGUUAUGUUAAAACGACCCUUUUAACAUGAUGUGAUGCAAAUUGUAUUUGACAUGAUACAGAAUAAACCUUAUGAUAUGGAUCCAUCAGUUGACUCAGAUCUUUAAAUACUCAUAGAAAAAACAUUACAAAAGGAUCCUAAUAAAAGACCAUUUGUAGAAGACUUGGCUAACAUUCCCUGUAUUGAGGAAAAAAUCAACUAAUUUUAUAUUGAUCAUCCAAAUGAAAGUAUGGAUAUGAUAUAUUCUUAGCAAAUUAAAUAUUUUUCAAAAAGUAUUAACUUGGGUAAAAUAACGAUGAUGGAGGUAAUUCUUAGAAUCCAGAAGAUAAUUGUCUAAUGGUUGUGGCUGCAAUGAUAGAUAAAGUUUAACUUAGAAAAAUAACUAUAGGGGUUGUAAAUCAAAUGUAAGAAUAAUUAUAUUAAAUUUAGUGAAUAAAUUGGAGUUUUAGGAUCAGAUAUUCUUAGUUAUCUUAAACAAAAUUUUGAUAAAAAAAAUGAAACUGAAUUACAAUAGUUUGUAUCAACUCUUCUUGAAUAACAUUUAAUAAUCCCGCUCGACAAUAAUAAUCAAUAACUCAUAUCGACUUCUUAUUAUUCUUUUCCUAUGUUUUUAGAAUACAUACCUGCAAAUAAUUACUAAGUAUUUACUAGCAAUUCUCAAGAUAUGAUGUUUAUUUUAAAAAAACUCAUUAGAAAAUUCAAGGAAUUCUAAAGAAAGAUUACAGAUAAGAAAUAAUUAAGUUUUGAAGCAUUUAAUAAAAACUUCAACGACUUUUUCUAGUUAGUUCAUCAAACAUUAGAACUCUAGAAAGCAACUAUGAUUGACUAUUCUCCUUAAAAGAAACUUGCAGUAUAUGUUAAUAUUUAUUAAUUAAUGAGACUACAUCAGUAAAUUAUUUUCAUAUUUUAGAUCAUUAUAAUAGUAUUACGUUUAAAAUUUGCAGAAAAAAAAAGAAUUAAUUAAUUAACCUUGCAAUUUACUAUAAUAGAUAAUUAGUACUGUUAUAGUUCCUCGUCCCCUUUAAUCAGAAUUUGCUUACUGUAUAGGUGGCUAAAUUACUACUUUAGGAUAAAUAAAGCAUGGGAUCUUGAGAGGAAAUAAAAACACUGAGAAUACUCAUUUGCUUCCUAAGGAUGAUCCCAGAAUCUUAUAAUAAGAAAUUAAAGGAAUUUUCAUUUUAUUCAUUGAAGAAUAUUAAGAUUAAUAAUCAUAAAUUACUUAAGAGUUGAUCUUCUUAGAUGAAGGAUAAGUUACUUAAUACAUCUAUAAAUAAAUAUAAUAGUUUAUUUCUAAAAAUGUAAUACUUGAUCUAGCUGAAUAAGAGAUUGUGAUUCAUCCCUUAUUACAAAGUAAAUUAAUUGUAUAUUUUAGAAUACAUGAGUGAUUUUGGUUCAUUAAGAAAGUUAAUUGAAUGGUUACUAGAAAAUAUUGAAGAGAGAUAAGACAAUAAAAAGAUUCUCAAUUAAUUUGAUAAUAAAGAGUUCUUUAUUUUGUUUAAGGAUCCUAAUGUCUUAACAAAGUAUUGA
Molecule: messenger RNA, 2677 nt
Organism: Paramecium octaurelia
Lineage: Eukaryota; Ciliophora; Oligohymenophorea; Peniculida; Parameciidae
Source: the annotation of a GenBank genome assembly